AUGGACGCCUCCGGAUCCCCCCGCGGGGCGUCGGACGACCUCGACCGCAGCGACCCCGAUCUGGCCGACCGCAGCGCGGCACGCAAGUCCUUACACGCUGCAGGACUGCCGGACGAUCUCCCUAAGUCCUUGGACGACCGUCGUUCUAUCCCUCUCAUCCAGCCCGAAACGGAGAUGUAUGAUGCCUGGCAAGGCCAAUCCCAAUUCCUCACCACACCCGUGGCCGCAAAACCAUUGAGCUUCAGUCUAGCCCUCGACGACCACACCCAUGACGAAGAACAUAACCUACAGGCCCAGUACGGGCGCGGACUGGCCGCAUCGACCGACGACGAUAACGAAUCCACAACCACUGCCCGGCUGGAAGACAGUGAUGCCCGGUUGAUGGAGAUGCUUGCUGCGCAGGCUGCUCACCGGGAAGUCGAGUCGCUAGGUGCGGACGAGGAAGCUAUCGCAACGGAUGAGAAGCUAUCGGACGCAGAGAAGAAAGAUAUUUUACAGCGCAGCUUGAAUAUGGCGGCUAGUAACGGCGACGUGGAACGUGUUCGGCGACUAGUGCAAGGCCAUGCGGCUGAAUAUGUCGAUGUGAAUAAGCCGGAUGAAGAGGGGACGGUGCCGUUGAUCUAUGCUAGUUGCUUCGGACACCAAGAUGUUGUCUCAGCGCUUCUCGAUGCAGGCUCCCAUAUCGACCAGCAGGACCGGAAUCAGUGGAGUGCCUUGAUGUGGGCCAUGACAAACAGACACAAGACAAUCGCGAAGAUCCUUCUCGACCACGGUGCGUCUCCGGAUAUCAAGUCCUCGUCGGGCGGGACGGCGUUCGACUUUGCACAGCCUGGUAGCGAGAUUUCAGAGUAUCUGCAUGAAAAUGGUUACCACUUUGGGCCGAGUGCGAUCGAAGACGAUUUCUAUGAUUCCGGGUUUGGACACGGUCGCUUCGAGGAGGAGAUUGCUGAGAAUGAAUUGAAGCGGCGCAUGAUGAUGGAAGAGAGCGCUAUCAAUCUUGAGGUGGACCUAUCGAGCCUGGGGCUCGACGAAAAGUUUGACUCGUUAGAUGAAGAGGAGCUUGAAGAAGAACAGCAAGAAUUCGUGUGGGAUCGGUGUCUGAACGAUCAGAUGUUCGUCUUUCAGGAGAGCGAGCUCGAACGGAUCCUCAACAUCAUCAUCACCAACAUGACACCGCAACGUUCGCCCUCGCAGAAACCCGUCCCCGCGAACCUACUCUUUCUCAGUGCUCGAUAUGCGCACUACCAUGCUAGUCCCGAAUUGCUUGCUAAGCUGCUCGUUUCCGCGACCGAGAAGAUCAACGAUGUCGUUGAGCGCCAUCAGUGGGACAUGACGAUCCUGGCUUUUUGGAUGUCAAAUGCGACGUUGUUGCUACAUUACUUGAAGAAGGAUGGCGGGCUGGUGGAAUCUACGGUGGAAUUCCAGCUACACCUGGCCGAGCUUAUCAAUGAAAUCUUCAUUCUCAUCAUCCGCGACGCCGAGCGUCGCAUGAACAAAGUGCUCGACGCCGCCAUGCUAGACCAUGAGACCAUUCCGGGGCUAGAGGACGUCCACUUUCAAAAUGAGUGGAAGCUCUUCCGCUCCAAAUCCAAGAAAACGCCCGAACCGGCGGAGAAGCGCUUUCGACCUCCAUCCCCCAGACGGCGCGCACAAGUGUCUCCGCGCAACAUCACUUCUCUCCUCUCCUCUACGCUCUUUGUCCUGGAUCUCUACGAUGUACACUCCGUCAUCACCACACAGAUUAUCUCUCAGCUCCUGUACUGGCUUGGAGCUGAAACCUUCAACCGCAUCAUGUCGACCAAGCGCUACCUGGCCCGGACUAAGGCGAUGCAGAUUCGCAUGAAUGUGUCGACCUUGGAGGAUUGGGCGCGAAACAAUAACCGCCAACCGGAACAUUAUGAGAAUGGAUCGACGAGUAGCACGGGCGAGAGCACGAUGGAAUCCGCGCGCCGGCAUUUGGCGCCAGUCAUUCAACUCUUACAGUGGCUUCAAUGUUUCUCGUCGCUUGGGGACGAUUUUGAGUCACUUGUUACGACUCUGCUCCAGCUGCAGCAACUCACCCCGGCGCAACUCUUGCAUGCGGUCAAGUCGUAUCGGCCCGAGGUCGGGGAGAAGGGACUGACCAAGCCGGCUAUGAAGUUCUUGAUUGAGCUACAGCGCGAUCCGGGGCUGCUGUUCCGAGAGCAAGCGAAGCUUCAGGCACCCAAGCAAAACACCGCGGCACCCGAGGCAGGACCUACCGAUGGACGCCCACAGACCCCUCCGGCCUCAACAGCUUCAGAGACGGCCGGAUCCCCAUCCACGCGAGCGUCCGUAGCCUCGCCUGGCUCGAGCGUAGCGUCUCCGCACCCAGGCCCGUCGGCGUGGAUGGAUGAGCGCAGUAACAACGUAUUCCUGGACCCGUCCCUCACGCUCCCCUUCUCGCUACCCACGAGCACAGAUAUGCUGAUUAGUUACGGGGCGGGCUGGGGCGGCACGAACCGAGAACGCGCGCGCAAGUAUAUACCGACGGUACCUCCGGAGGUGCUGAGUCGGUUCGACCGGGACAGCUGA
Molecule: messenger RNA, 2553 nt
Organism: Aspergillus tubingensis
Lineage: Eukaryota; Fungi; Ascomycota; Eurotiomycetes; Eurotiales; Aspergillaceae
Product: DIL and Ankyrin domain protein
Exons: 4
Coding region: 1-2553 (850 amino acids)
Molecular function (GO): GTPase binding
Source: RefSeq, a predicted model, not a curated record